Molecule: messenger RNA, 4690 nt
Organism: Anopheles merus
Lineage: Eukaryota; Metazoa; Arthropoda; Insecta; Diptera; Culicidae
Gene: NSD
Product: histone-lysine N-methyltransferase NSD2
Exons: 6
Coding region: 440-4369 (1309 amino acids)
Biological process (GO): regulation of DNA-templated transcription
Cellular component (GO): chromatin; nucleus
Molecular function (GO): protein binding; histone H3K36 methyltransferase activity
Source: RefSeq, a predicted model, not a curated record
CAAAACACCAAAUCCUAAGUGAGCUGUUUUCACGCAAAACGCUGUCAUGAAGCGUCCAAACGUCUAGGAAAACACCGAGCGUAACUCGCGCCACAAAAGUUUGCUGCGGAUUGUGUGUAAUUUUAUAUACGUGUUUGUAAAGCUGUGUUUAGCCAAACGUGUACAAUAUAGAUACAAGCUUUUGGUGGGAUUUUUUCUCUCUUGGCUUUGUAAAUAGCGCUCGUUGUCGCCAAAAACAAUCCGCGCAAGAUGCCACGAAAUACUCGAUCACGCGAAGUGUAUUGUAAAUCAUAUGUGCUUGUUUGGUUGCAAAUUUGACAAGCGUAUGCGUGGCGCUGCGUUUGGCGGGUCUUUUUUAAACUCUAAAUAUCUUGAAUUCCGAAAAUUUCCUGUAAUAUUGCUUGAAACAUUAGUUUCAUAAAAAAUAGUGACGCCUGAGAUGAAACUUCAGGGUAAUGCUACAAGAAAAGCAGUUAUUCAAAGACACAAGUCAAUGAAAAAGAACACCAAAGACACUGCAUCGGAUAAAAGCUUCACACGAUUGGCGUUGACAAGCUUCGGAAAUAACUCUAAAGAUACCAAAGCUCAAGAGAAUUUAGUAGAAAAAGCUGCUGCAACAAAUUUUGAAACAGAUUUGCUUUCACCUACCACCACACAAAAACGAGUCAAAUCUCAGGAAAGUACGCCACAAAGCCAAAAAAUCGCCAAACAAAAACCAAUGAGCUGUGGCGAAAUGAAUGAAUCUGGAAAGGAGAAUGCAUUUUCCGAUCAAAUUCGAAAUCAUCCUGCUGAUGAAAAUAGCAAUACUGUCGCAAGAGUCCCAGGCCGAUAUCUGUUAAAACAAUUGUCGAGUUCUUUGAGUCCUAAAAUGACUGAAAUUAAUAUCGAUACGGACCGUCGCGUGAGUCGGUAUGGAAGACAUCAAAAACAAAAAGACAAUUCAGAUUAUGUACCUGUUGAUUUAAUGAAAUAUGUCGGCAGUACACCAUCCAAAUUCAAAACGAAGUCAGAAACUGAUGAUCCUAACUCAGUCAAUAAAACAUUGGAGACUAAGCCUUAUUCGAAUGAUGAAUUGCGAACAGGAUCCAAUGAUAUUUCACUAUCAUUAACUGUAGUCCCAUUACCACUGAUCGAUGGUUCGAUUAUGAAACGACCUGAGGAGAAACAAUUGCUCAGUAUGGAGGAAAUUAAAAUUGUUGGCAUGGAAGAGCCCUACUAUACGGAUAAAGGCAGCGAUAAUAAUUGCUUUAUGAAUAAUUUGCUUGAACGCAAGACAUCAUCAGAUGCCGACAGCGGAAAAGGGUCUUCAGUCGAUCUUGCUAUCAUAUACAGGGCAGGCAAUUUAUAUUGGGCAGCACAGACAAGAAAGUCGAUCCACUGGCCAUGCAUUGUCCAUGUCGAUCCGGAAACCGAUCAAAUUACACGAUUGCAUGGCGAUAAAUUUUUGGAAGUUCAUGUGAGUUACUUUGGGGAUAGAGGACGUCGUGCCUGGAUUAAGGAACAUAGCAUUUUACCAUUUGAAGGCGUAGACGAAUAUUGUACCAAUGCUAAGAAUAUGGAGUAUGGCAAGCUUCUAAAAUCAGCUUUAAAGUCGGAAAGAUGGAAAAACGCUUGCAGUAUAGCAGAAAAAUAUAUGACACUAUCAUUGAGUGAACGUAUCGCAAGUUUUGAUCAUGAAGUAAAACUAGAAUUAGCACGACACAAAGUAAUGCGACAUCGUAUGGCGAUUGAAGGUAGAAUCAAAAAUGAAGCAUCGCAGAAAAUGCCAGCAUUGCUACCGUCCGAUAAUUUAGCGGUAUUAGAACAUUGGAACAAAAGGGAUCGUUCUUCAUCUCCGGAAAGUCCUGAAUACGAAUUGCUACCAGGCGUGAUUCCAACAAAAAACAAUCCCAUUAAAAAAAUUAAAUUUUCUCCCAGCAUGCAAAAUCGCAUCUUGAAUGACAAAACAAGCCCUUUAGAUCGCCCGCUGCAUUCAAUGGAUAGUGAGGAAAAUCCUCCUGAAAGUGCAACCAAAGUAAAUGGGCCAAAAGCAACAACCCUUGGUGUGAGCGGUUUAGAAAACUUGAAUAGCACCGAAUAUGAUGAUAUUCUGACAUUCAUUCGUUAUUAUAUGUUUGAUGGGCACACAUCUUAUGAAGUAGAGAAGGGUCUUCAAUUGUAUGUGCGAGGUAUAUGUAACCUAAAAAAACACUCCAACCGUGGUACAGAGCGUACUGUCGGGCGACAGCGUAUGCAUGCACUACGUAAAUCUUAUGAAAUACUGGGCAUUGAACCUUUGGCAGAAGCCAGCACUAGCCUAAAGACAAGGAAUGCUCAUCCUGUCAUUAAAAAAGAACCCAAAACAUUGGAAGAAAAGUUCAUAUUUCAACUGGAUAAAAAUUUUCUUAUGAAAGGUGUUCCUAAAGGCUUUGUGUGUUACAUUUGCAAUCGUCCUAAUAAUGUUACAAAGUGCAGUAAAUGCGCCCUACAUUUGCAUCUUGUAUGUUUGGCCAAUGAUCCUGAAGAAGUAGUAAAAAUGCAGGAGCUAGUUGAUCAAAAAAAACUCUGUUGUGAAAAAUGUUCUAUGACAUCUAUUGUCGAGAAAACUUGUUUCAUUUGCAACGAUGAAAUCCCUGAAAAGAGUAACGAACAAAUAUACCGUUGCGUGGUUGGUAAAUGCACACAGGCGUAUCACAUAUCUUGCUUGCAACUGUUUCCUCAAGUUCGUCAAGUUAGUGCAAGUACUAUCAUUUGUCCAUACCAUACAUGUCAUACAUGCGUAGCAAGUGAACCGCGGAGCACAGCUUCGAUGGUAAAAACAACGCUAGCACACUGCCUUAAGUGUCCGACAUCAUAUCAUCCGUCCGGUAAUUGCAUUCCAGCCGGAUCGGUUCUACUAACAACAACGCAACUGAUCUGUCCUAAGCACACUCUAGAGCAAAUCCCUCUUAAUGUGAAUUGGUGUUUUAUAUGUGGCAAAGGAGGCAAUUUAAUUUGCUGCGAAACGUGUCCAUUAGCCUGCCAUACGGUCUGUCUACAGUUCACGCCGCCAGACGGAAAAUAUUUCUGUGAAGGGUGCGAAUCUGGUAGACUACCACUUUACAACGAGAUCGUUAUCGCUAAGAUGGGAUCCUUCCGUUGGUGGCCGGCCUUAACGUUGCCGCCAUCCGAAAUACCGCAAAAUAUGUUGCAACUACGACAUAAACCUUCAGAUAUAUGUGUAAAAUUUUUCAACACACACGAUAUGUCAUGGCUAAACCGUAAACGAAUGUAUCUGUAUCAACGCGAGGACUCCGAAAGCCUUGACGGAUCACAAAGCGGAUCAUCUAUGGAUAAACGGUAUCGCUCUGCGAUGACAGAAGCAAGUAAAAUCUUCAAGAUACUGCAGACCAGAAAAAUGUUAGGACCAUCCGCAAGUUUAAGUUAUUCGAAAGCUGUCCCAGUAUAUAAAAAAAUUAAAACCAACAGGUACAUACCACCUUUAAAACCACCAUCGGUUAAUCGACAGUUGGAUGGCGUGGAAGACUCUGUGUGUCGUUGCCAGCCGACUGAUGAUGAUCCUUGUGGCCCCACUUCUGCAUGCUUAAAUCGUGCAAUCAUGAUGGAGUGUAGCUCUAAAACAUGUCCUGCAAAAGAAAGCUGUUCAAAUCAACGGUUUACCAAGCGCAUAUAUCCCGCACUGGAGGUUCGCUUUUUUUCGGAUAAAGGCUUCGGUUUGGUCGCUCUCGAAGAUUUAAAAAGUGGCCAAUUCGUGAUCGAGUAUGUUGGCGAAGUGAUUAAUAGUGAGGAGUUCGAUCGAAGAGUAAUGAUGAUGCAGGCCGCAAAAGAAACAAAUUACUAUUUCCUUACGGUUGAACCCGACUUAACUAUUGAUGCAGGACCGAAAGGAAACGUUUCGAGAUUCAUCAAUCAUUCAUGCGAACCGAAUUGUGAAACCCAAAAAUGGACAAUUGGAGAAACUCGUGUAAUUGGACUAUUUGCCAUUAAGGACAUUAAAGCAGGCGAAGAAUUGACCUUUAACUACAAUUUGGAAAGCUUGGGUAAUAACAAACGGGUAUGUCUAUGCGGAGCUGGUAAAUGUUCUGGCUUUAUCGGUGAAAAAUAUCGCCCGCCAAAUAAAAAAGAUAUUGUAAUCAGCAUGAAAUCAGAACGAUCCCUAAAAAACGGUAAGAAAAGGGUUAAAAUUCGUAGAACAAAAACAACUUUGACCCAAAAAACAACAACAAAUUUAAGUGAAACUAAGGACACCAACAUCCAAUUGAACGAUAACGACGUGGUAAUGAUAUCUGCACAAGAAGCCGUAAUAGUAGAUUUAGUUGACGAACAUGCAUCAGCAUAUCCAUUCGCAGCAGUCCAUAUCAAGCAGGAAAAGAAUGAUUACAAUAUUUGAUUAACCUUCGUAUGUAUUUUUAUUUGGUUUGUUUUUGUUUGUUAAUCUAUAAUAUACACAUGUGCUAACGUGGUCGUUUACAUACAUGCUUUUUCAAUUGAACUUAAUAAUAUGGAGAAAGUAAGUUAUCUGUAUAAAUUAGGUCGUUUUUUGUAUUUGUCGAUUUCAUUGUGCUUGUUAUAUGCGUGUACAAAGAAUGUAAUUAUAUUUUUUUAAAUAGAAAUGAAGUUGAAGAAUCUGACCAAAUGUGUUCCAUAAUAUAGAUAUGUCCCGCACAUCACGGAAUUUACUAUGAAGUGGGUUGAAAAUAUCACAACAACU